This is a messenger RNA of Dentiscutata heterogama, 474 nucleotides long. The record is from the annotation of a GenBank genome assembly. Lineage: Eukaryota; Fungi; Glomeromycota; Glomeromycetes; Diversisporales; Gigasporaceae.
AUACGCUGUCAGAGAAUCGGCGACUAAAAUCAAACUUUAUAAAAACUUCAAGGAAAGGAGCAAUGCUUUGAAGGUCAAUUUUACUGUUGAAGGAAUUUUUGGAGGUACAUUACUAGGUGUAAAAAGUUCGACUUUUUUAAAUUUAUACGACUGGGAAACAGCUUUAGUCGUGAGAAGAAUUGAUGUAAUUCCGAAAAGUGUUUAUUGGUCAGAUAUUGGUGAUCUUGUGACCAUCGCCUGUGAAGAUACUUUCUAUGUCUUACGUUUUAACCGCCUAGCCUAUGUACAAUUUUUGGAAAGUGGGGGCGAAGUUGGCGACGAAGGUGUUGAACAAGCCUUUGAAUUCGUGACAGAGGUUCCAGAAAGCAUCAAAACGGGAACAUGGGUUGGAGACUGUUUUAUUUAUACAAAUACUGUCAAUCGUCUGAAUUAUCUUGUUGGUGCACAGACCUUUACUAUUAGUCAUUUUGAUAC